AGGAUCCUGGCUGUGCUGCUUUAAUCAUGAAGAUAGCGAUCAUAAUUGACCUAAUCAUCUUCACUUUGCUGUCUUCAGGGAAGAAAUUCCGAUGGUGCACUCUAUCUGACCUAGAACAGAGGAAGUGUGCUGAACUGUCCAAAGCUCUUACAGCUGUGCUGCCCCUUGCUACCACCGAUUCCUUUACCAGGAUUUCUUGUAUCAGAGCUCACAAUACAUACGACUGCAUUGAUAAAAUCAGGGUGAAUAAAGCAGAUGCUGUCUCCUUGGAUGCUGGAGAUGUUUACUCUGCUGUAAAACUGUACGGCUUGACAGUGGUGGCAAAGGAGAUCUAUGAGAAAGGAAAUUGUGUGUUUGCUGUGGCCGUUGCCAGACGAGGAACUUUGAAUAUCCAGCGGCUAAGAGGUAUGCGCAGCUGCCACAAUGGAGCCAGGUGGACAUCAGGCUGGAAUGUUCCACUUGGCUUUCUCCUGGCUAAAAAUGACAUCUCCUGGGAUGAGACACAACCUCUGAGCCAAGCAAUCAGCGAGUAUUUCAAUGCAAGUUGCAUCCCUGGAGUUGGAAUUGCUGCUCCUCGACUCUGUGAUCUUUGCCAAGGACAGAAAUCCUAUGUCAGAGAGAAGAAUCACUUCUGUGAGACUAGUAGCAGUGAACCCUUUUAUGGCUCUGAAGGAGCAUUCAGGUGCUUGAAGAAUGGAGUGGCAGACGUUGCCUUUCUAGAUCAUCUAACACUGUUGACUGCUACAGAGACAGAACAAGAUGAGUAUGAACUCCUAUGUCCUGAUGGGACCACAGCUGAGCUGAGUGAAUACAGCACCUGUAACCUGGGACAGGGGCCUGGCCAUGCCAUCAUCACUCGCCACAACUUCCAGAAGAUCACCAACAAAUUUCUUACUAUGAUUCAGAACCUCUUUGGGCGAAAAGGAAAGGAAAGGGCCAGAUUUGAACUCUUCACUUCUGCACCCUAUGGGGGAAAGAACCUUCUGUUUCAGGAUGCCACUCAGCACCUGCAGCUUCUCGAGGAACAGCUAGAGAUUGCCUAUGUCCUUGGCCUGGAUUAUGUAGGUCUCCUUAAAGGACUAGGCCAUGAAGGGAGCUCUUUGGACAACAGUGUUGUGCGCUGGUGCUGCAUCAGCGCUGCUGAGCUUCGCAAAUGUGAACACUGGGCACUGAGCAUCAGAUCUUACCCGCUGGUCUGUGUCCAGGCAACCUCCAUGACACAUUGCAUUGAAAUGAUCAAGAGCAGUGAGGCUGAUGCAGUCACCCUGGAUGCAACACAUGUCUACAUUGCAGGGAAGUGUGGAUUGGUGCCUGUAGCUGCAGAAUGUUAUGGGGAGGGAUGUGCUCCAGACAUUGAGACCACAGAGGAAAAGUGGAAACUAAUUCGUCUUGGACGCAAAGCGCUAUCUCCUGUCUAUGCUGUGGCCCUAGCGAAGAAGAAUGCCAAACAGAUUAAUAUCCACAACCUUAGGGGAAGGCGCUCCUGCCACGGCCAUCUGUACAGUCCUGCGGGCUGGUUGCUUCUUUCCAGAUACACAGUGGGAGCUCUGGAGAAUGACACCGACAACUGUAACAUUGACUCCACUUUCCAGAGCUACUUUUGGAAGGGCUGCAUGCCAGGAGCAGAUGGGAGCCUGUGCAAGGUGUGCAUUGGAGACAGCGAGCUGGAAGGGGGCAGAGUCUCUAGCAGAUGUGCUGCCAACCACAAUGAGCUCUACUAUGGCAAUGUGGGAGCUCUCAGGUGCCUAGUUGGCAAUCCCAGUGGAAGGAGCUUUGGAGAUGUAGCUUUCCUGGAACACUCUAACCUGCUCCGGAACAUAAGGAAUCUGGACAUCUCUGGUUGGGCCAAAGGUUAUAGUCCUAGUGACUUUGAGCUCUUGUGCCCGGAUGGAACCCGUGCUGCAGUCACCGAGUGGGCAGGCUGUAACCUUGGACCCAUUCCUCCCAGCACAGUCAUGACUCGACCUGUCAGCAUCACCAAAAUCUAUGACUUCCUAAUGAAAUCCCAGGAAUCUGUGAGAACCAAGCUGGGCUCUGAAUUCCAUCUAUUUCAGUCUCAGAAGUAUGGUGAGAGCGAUCUGCUUUUCAAAGAUACUGCUCGGUACCUUGUUCAUGCAAGUCACAUGAGCUAUAAGGAAAUUCUUGGAGAGUCUUUCUUCCAGCUGGCAGAAUCAGUGUUUAAUUGUACACCUGCAGGUAUCUUAGACUUUUGCAGACAGGAUAUCUGUGCAUCUUCACUGAACUGACAGCUACGUGGAAGCUUUGCAAGGCACAUACACCCUUACUGAUGCUGAAAACAAGGAA
This is a messenger RNA of Tinamus guttatus (white-throated tinamou), 2304 nucleotides long. Its product is annotated as serotransferrin-2. The record is from RefSeq and is a predicted model, not a curated record. Lineage: Eukaryota; Metazoa; Chordata; Aves; Tinamiformes; Tinamidae. Gene Ontology annotation, biological process: iron ion transport. Gene Ontology annotation, cellular component: early endosome; recycling endosome; plasma membrane.